Messenger RNA from Drosophila serrata, 515 nucleotides. RefSeq names its product PHD finger protein 5a (gene Phf5a). Lineage: Eukaryota; Metazoa; Arthropoda; Insecta; Diptera; Drosophilidae. The record is from RefSeq and is a predicted model, not a curated record. Gene Ontology annotation, biological process: mRNA splicing, via spliceosome.
UCACACUGAAAACACUUCCGCUAACUGCCACACCAGAAAAGCCGCAAUAUUUUUCCAGAAAUUGUUUUCCCUCAAUAAUUACGAAAAAUUCAAUUAAAACAUGGCCAAGCAUCAUCCGGAUUUGAUUUUCUGCCGCAAGCAACCCGGCGUAGCCAUUGGACGCCUGUGUGAGAAAGACGACGGAAAAUGUGUGAUCUGCGACUCCUAUGUGCGGCCCUGCACCCUUGUCCGCAUCUGCGAUGAGUGCAACUACGGCUCCUACCAAGGCAGGUGCGUCAUCUGCGGUGGUCCCGGUGUAUCCGAUGCAUACUACUGCAAGUCCUGCACCAUACAGGAAAAGGAUCGCGACGGCUGCCCCAAGAUCGUGAACCUGGGAAGCUCCAAGACUGAUCUGUUCUAUGAACGCAAGAAAUAUGGCUUCAAACAAAACUACUGAUGUCCUCUCCACUACCUCGUACAUUGCUAAUACAUUUUUAUUGUAAUUUAACAUAUAAACAUAGGUUUGGAUAAAUGAA